Aplysia californica (California sea hare) is the source of this 3363-nucleotide messenger RNA. Its product is annotated as fibropellin-1-like. The record is from RefSeq and is a predicted model, not a curated record. Gene Ontology annotation, biological process: Notch signaling pathway. Bases 1 to 3363 code for a protein of 1120 amino acids. Gene Ontology annotation, molecular function: Notch binding; calcium ion binding. The transcript has 28 exons. Lineage: Eukaryota; Metazoa; Mollusca; Gastropoda; Aplysiida; Aplysiidae.
AUGGCGUCGUUGGAAGGACAACCCUUCACGUGGGCGGCGGCUGUCCUGUUGUGUGCGGCAGUUCUCGUGGUGGAAGCCUCUCACUUUAGGGGAGGGACCAUCAGUUGGAGGCCGCUCGGGGGAAACACGGUGGAAUUCGAGUUCAAGAUGGGCUGGACAUACGACAAGGGUCCUGGCUGCAAGGAGCACCUGACUGGUCAAUAUGUCAACCAACCAAUGUCUGGCAAUGACAACAAUUUCAAGUGUCAGAAAGGCUGUGCCGGCACCCCAGUCCUGAACAGCGUCAACUACUACUGUAUGGCAGCCAAUCAGAAGGAGGGAUGGGAACAGGGCCAGGAUACCUUCAACUACACCUUUCCCAGUUCUGGACCAUUCACUGUUGGAUACGAGGGAAACGCGUGGAUGCAGCUAUCGGGUGGGCGUGGCAACGGAGCCUGGAACGUAGCAACCACCAUUGACCUCAGGACUCGGAGCGACACAGGGCGCAGCAACACCAGCCCUGUGGCUCUCAGCAAACCGCUCUUCAACAUGCAACACAACUGCAACCACACAUUGAGGAUCCCCAUACUGGACCCUGACGGGGACAACGUGCGAUGUAGAUGGGCCGUCAACGACGAGUGCCUGACUGUGUGUAACGCUCUCCCCUUUGCCAGACUGGACGAGCAAACCUGCACGCUCACCUUCACCACGGGCUUUACUCAAACGUACCAACCUGGAGACUUCUUCGCCGUGGCGCUCACUAUAGAAGAUUUCCCCCCAGCCCCGAUUACCUUAGGGGGUUCUACAAGGAAGACACCGUCAGACAGUCUCUCCUCUAUACCCAUGCAGUUUCUGAUCAAGACACCACCGUACCCCGAGCCGUGCGACUGGGUUCCUCGGUUUGUGAGUCCCACGCCCCAGGAGAGGGACGUGGUGAUGGUAGAAGAGGGAGACACCCUCAACCUGCCUCUCACCGCUGACAACGGAAAAGCCACGAACGUCAAGAUCGCCAAGAUCCAGGUUCUGGGCCCCGUGGGCCUCCAGCAGUCGGCGCUACGACAGGAAGUGGGACAGGUCAACACGUUCACCAAGGACCUCACGUGGUCUACGGGCGCCUCGGACGUCGGGGAACAUCUCGUCUGCGCCAUCCCGGAGGAUGAAAAAGGAAAGUCUGGUUCCCCAAGAUGUUUCACUAUCAAAAUAGUCUCCCCCUACUCAGACAUCGACGACUGUAAGUCUAGGCCGUGUCAGAACGGAGCUACAUGUCAUGACCAGGUCAACGCUUUCACCUGUACCUGCCCAGCUGGCUAUACCGGCAAGACGUGCGCUGGGGAUGUAGACGACUGUAGUCCCAAUCCCUGUCGAAACGGAGCCACAUGCUCCGACCUAGUCAAUGACUACGUUUGCGCAUGCGCACCCGGCUACACGGACAAAAACUGUAUGACAGACAUAGACGACUGUAGUCCAGACCCGUGUCAGAACGGAGCUACAUGUACUGACCAGGUCAACGACUACACGUGUACAUGUGUGCCUGGAUACACAGACAAAAAUUGUGCCACGGACAUAGAUGACUGCAGCCCGGACCCUUGUCAGAACGGCGCCACCUGUGUGGACCAGGUCAAUGACUACCGCUGUGUUUGUGGGCCUGGGUACACGGACAAAAACUGCUCCACUGACAUAGACGACUGUGCCUCACGUCCAUGUCAAAAUGGCGGCACGUGCGUGGAUCAGGUCAACAACUUCAUGUGUCUCUGUGUGCCGGGUUUCACCGACAAAACAUGCUCUACAGACAUAGAUGACUGCAGCCCGGACCCCUGUCAGAACGGCGCCUCCUGUGUGGACCAGGUCAAUGACUACCGCUGUGUUUGUGUGCCUGGGUACACUGACAAAAACUGCUCCACGGACAUAGACGACUGUGCCUCACGUCCAUGUCAAAAUGGCGGCACGUGUGUGGAUCAGGUCAACAACUUCCUGUGUCUCUGUGUGCCGGGUUUCACCGACAAAACAUGCUCUACAGACAUCGAUGACUGUAGUCCAGACCCGUGUCAGAACGGAGCUACAUGUACUGACCAGGUCAACGACUACACGUGUACGUGUGUGCCUGGAUACACAGACAAAAACUGCUCCACUGACAUCGAUGACUGUAGUCCAGACCCGUGUCAGAACGGAGCUACAUGUACUGACCAGGUCAACGACUACACGUGUACAUGUGUGCCUGGAUACACAGACAAAAACUGCUCCACUGAUAUCGAUGACUGCAGCCCAGACCCGUGUCAGUUCGGCUCGACCUGCGUGGACCAGGUCAACGACUACAACUGUGUCUGCGCCCCGGGCUACACAGACAAGAACUGCUCCACUGACAUCGACGACUGCAGCUCCAGGCCGUGUGAGAAUGGCGCGCUGUGUGUGGACCAGGUCAACGACUACACCUGUCUCUGCCCGCCCGGCUACACGGACAAGAACUGCCACACUGACAUCAACGAGUGUUUGCCACGCCCUUGCAUGAACGGCGCCGUCUGUCUGAACCACGUCGCCUCUUUCACCUGCCAGUGUGCGCCAGGCUUUACUGGAACGCUGUGUCAGACCGACAUAAAUGACUGUAGUCCAGACCCGUGUCAGAACGGAGCUACAUGCCAUGACCAGCUCAACGCUUUCACCUGUACCUGUCCAGCUGGUUACACAGACAACACUUGUGUCACAGGUACGGAAUGUCCAUCAUCUUCUAACCCUCGUGUUGCCAUAGCUCCAACUAGACAUGGUUACAACAACAGCUGGUUAAUAGCUAACUAUAUGGACGACUGCAGCCCAGACCCGUGUCAGUUCGGCUCGACCUGCAUGGACCAGGUCAACGACUACAACUGUGUCUGCGCCCCGGGCUACACAGACAAGAACUGCUCCACUGACGUCGACGACUGCAGCUCCAGGCCGUGUGAGAACGGCGCGCUGUGUGUAGGGCGAGAGGUUGAUAGUUACAUCGACGACUGCAGCUCCAGGCCGUGUGAGAAUGGCGCGCUGUGUGUGGACCAGGUCAACGACUACACCUGUCUCUGCCCGCCCGGCUACACGGACAAGAACUGCAACACUGGUCAGUGCUCGCUCAGCCAACCCACGGCUCGUCAUUUUGCCUUUGUCCUGAUUAAUCAAUACAUCAACGAGUGUUUGCCACGUCCUUGCAUGAACGGCGCCGUCUGUCUGAACCACGUCGCCUCUUUCACCUGCCAGUGUGCGCCAGGCUUUACUGGAAUGCUGUGUCAGACAGGGUUUGACUUCUGCGCGUCCAGCCCCUGCAAGAAUGGCGGGAUCUGCGUGAAUGGUUUCCUGGGCUUCACCUGUAGCUGUGUCGACGGCUGGCAAGGUCUGACCUGUGGCUAUCGGAGCAGGUGA